AAUGAACAGAGAGUCCACAUCUAGAAGGAUGUGUUCGGGAAUAAGACAACUGCUGCUCUUACAUUUGUUCCUCAUGGAGAUUCUUUAUACUAAAGGGACCAAAACGGAUUGCGAAACCGGCCAGUUUAAGUGCAAAAACGGCAGGUGCAUUCCCACUCCGUGGCGAUGCGACGACGACGACGACUGCUCCGAUAACAGCGACGAGGACAACUGUCCGAAGAAGACCUGUGCUUCGACCGACUUCGCCUGUAAGAACGGCCAAUGCGUGCCAGCACGCUGGAGGUGUGAUGGAGAGCCUGAGUGUUCUGAUGGAUCUGACGAGGCCGAUUUCACCUGCAGUAGGCAGACCUGUCCACCUGAGAAGUUUGACUGCGGUGGUACCACAAACAAGUGCGUGUCACUGUCCUGGCGCUGUGAUGGAGAGACGGACUGUGAAAACGGAGCCGACGAGGACCAGUGUGCUGCCGAUGCCAAGGCGUGUCCGCCCAAGGAGUUCCAGUGCCGCAGCGGCUUGUGCGUGGCGCCCACCUUCGUGUGCGAUGGUGACGAUGACUGCGGUGAUGGCAGCGAUGAGGAGAAGUGCGCAGCGGGCAUGGCCAUCACAUGCGGCCCGCACGAGUUCCACUGCGGCGGUGGAGGGGAGUGCGUGCCGAAGCUGUGGACAUGCGAUGGAGACCCAGACUGUGGCGAUGGCUCAGACGAGGCCCCGGCACACUGCAGCCACCGGGCUGAACCGCCCCGGCCCCGCUGUCCCGCUGGAGAGUUCCAGUGCACUAGUGGCGAGUGCGUGCACCUGAACUGGAAGUGCGAUGGGGAUGCCGACUGCAAGGACAAAUCGGACGAGGCGAAUUGCCCUUUGUUGACCUGCAGGCCAGACGAGUUCCAGUGUGGGGAUGGCUCCUGCAUUCAUGGCACUAAGCAAUGUAACCACGUGCAUGACUGCCCUGACUUCAGUGACGAGGCAGGCUGCAUCAACAAGACUGGUAAAUGUGAAGGACCACAUAAGUUUCUUUGUAAGAGCGGGGAAUGUAUUGACACUAACAAGGUGUGUGACAACAUCCGAGACUGCAAGGACUGGUCUGAUGAGCCGAUGAAGGAGUGUGGCCUAAACGAAUGUGUCAACAGCAAUGGCGGCUGUUCUCACAUGUGCAGGGACCGGCGGAUAGGCUACGAGUGUGAAUGCCCUUCAGGCUAUAAGCUGCUGGAUAAGAAGACUUGUGCAGACAUAGAUGAGUGUGAGAACCCGGACGUAUGCAGUCAGAUCUGUAUCAACUACAAAGGCGACUACAAGUGCGAAUGCUAUGAGGGCUAUGAGAUGGAUCCUGUCACCAAGACCUGCAAGGCUGUGGGUUCCAGCCCGUACCUGAUGUUCACCAACCGCCAUGAGAUACGCAGGCUGGACCUGGUGAAGAGGGACUACACCCAAGUAGUGCCUACCCUGAAAAACGCAGUCGCACUGGACGUGGAUGUCACCACCAACAAGAUGUACUGGUGUGACCUCUUUCAUCGCAAGAUCUUCAGUGCGUAUAUCAACAAAGCCAGUAAUGCAUCUGAACAGAUCACACUCAUUGAAUCUGCACUACAUUCCCCAGAAGGCAUAGCUGUGGAUUGGGUUCAUAAAAACAUCUACUGGACUGACUCUGGACAUAAGACUAUUUCUGUCGCUACUAAUGAUGGCAAGAAGAGAAAAAUCUUGAUUGACACUGAACUAAGUGAACCACGUGCGAUUGCUGUUGAUCCCAGACAAGGGUUUAUGUACUGGUCAGACUGGGGUACCCAGGCUAAGAUCGAGAAGGCAGGGUUGAACGGGGUGGACCGGCAGUUGCUGGUCUCUGAGCGCAUCGAGUGGCCCAAUGGAAUUACACUAGAUUUAUCUAGCAGACGUCUGUACUGGGUGGACUCUAAACUCCACCUUAUCUCCAGCGUGGACUUGAAUGGAGAUGACCGCAGAGUUCUGCUCUCCUCUGUGAACCAUUUAGGCCAUCCAUUUGCCCUAACCCUGUUUGAGGACCGAGUUUACUGGACAGACCUGGAGGAUGAGGCCAUAUACAGCGUGGACCGCCUGACCGGCCAUGAUGUGGCUCUGCUGGCACAGCACCUCAACAACCCGCUGGAUGUGGUGGUGUUCCAUGAACUGCGCCAGCCCAAAGCUCCAGACAGUUGUAACAUGGGGAGUCUUCCCAAUGGAGGCUGUGAGUACCUGUGCCUCAAAGCCCCACAGAUCACCGAGCACUCGCCCAAGUACACGUGCGCCUGCCCCGAUGGUGGCGAGCUGGGCCCGGACAUGCGCCGCUGCGUGGCAGUGGAAAAACCCAAGACUACAACUGCCCCACCUUCCAUAACUACCACCACAGAACCUGCAACUACCACUCGAGCCUCUGCAGCUACCACCAGUACUACCAUCUACUACUACUCUACUACUCCAACUCCAACCAUGUCUUCGGCCACUCCUGCUCGUACAGGCACACACAGUACCACACCUCCAGCUCCAUCAACCUCAACAUCUUCCUCCACCACCUAUUCACCCACAGACUCAUCCUCCACAGUGAGCACCACACACACCAGCACCACGCUACCGUGGCAAUGGCCAGCCUCCACCGGGAGAGUUGCAGCUGGCAGCAGCCAGACAUUUGGCCUUAGCACCAUCUCCCCAGCCAACAGGGAACACGGCGAGAACACCAACCUCUCACACCGUGCUGCAAGUGAUCGCUUCCUCCUGGGUAACAACAUCACAGUGGCCGUCCUGGGCAUUGUCAUCCCUAUAGUUCCUAUCAUUGCCACAGUGGUCGUGGGCCUGCUGUGUACUGGAGGCUACCUGGUCUGGCGAAACUGGCGCCGGCGAAACACCAAGAGUAUGAACUUCGACAACCCCGUGUACCGCAAGACCACAGAGGACGACGACGACGACGAGAUCCACAUCGGCCGCAGUGAGCAGAUCGGCCACGUCUACCCAGCCGUGAGUGGCAGCGCCCGGCAGCCGUUCCUCACCCUUCCCCUAGGGGGCGCCAUCACUGACCCGGCGGCCCACUGGUACUCGGGGGCACCCAUGUUGUCAAGCAUGAAGUGAGGGAGGUGGAGUGGUAUGAGUUGACUGAGACCGAGGCCGCACAAAACACGCCUACGCUCUCACUGGUCUUAGGAGGGCAGGCGAAGCUGCAGCACCAAACACGCAUGUUCUCGUGUUACACAUAACACACACAGACACACACACAUAUACACACACACACACACACAUACACACAUUAAUUUGUGUGCACAUGCUGGAUCCAUCCUUCAUCCAUUAUCGCUCACAAUACUUUCUGUUCACAAUUCACAGCUUAUAUUUCCAUUCAUAUGUCAUUCAUUAAGUGUAUCGGAUGUCUCCUUGAGCUUCCCUGCACUGCAUUUGGUUUCUGGUUGUCGUGUGCGUUUUAGGUUUCUAUUUCUUGUUGGAUAUUUGAAAGCUCUCACUGUUCUUCACUGGGUGUGUUUAUGACUAAUGAGCACCUUAGAUGGCUGGACAAUCCUUUUGAGAAAACAUGUUUUUUUGUUUGAUUCUUUGUGUAGAUGUUGUUGUAUAUAUAUUUGGGUGUUAUGAUUUAUUCAUGUAUAUUUUGCUAGUGUCUUAGUAAUCACGAGCCCAAUUUGAACUUUGUGAAUCUGAAGAAAAUGCAGACAAAGAGGAGCACCAAGCUAACAUUUCAAGUGUAGGCCCUAAGGAUUAAUCCUAGAUGACCGCUCGCUCUGAAUAUUCAUAGGAUCAUUGCUGGUAAACCCAUAGGAGAGAGUGGCAUGAGCUGGACUCAUAUGAGCUACCUGCUCAUAUCCAGCACUGCCUUGUCAUAUUAAGCGCAGCUGGUACAGGCUGCGAGAUGAAUGAGUGGAUGCUCAUCUCCAUCUCUGGGAUGCUGCUCAUCUCAUUGGACCCCUGCAAGACACGGGCUGAAAUCGAUCCAGUUGGCAAGGCGCUGCUACUUCAGUGGUGAGAUUGGCAGGUCUCCAGUGAGGCCUUUGCUCUACAGAGGAGCAUUUGGGUGGGAUCACAUGCAAAUGCCCAGGAAAGAGAGGGAAUUCUAGGCAGAGUUUGAGCUAUACGCUCCUCUGGCCUGUUUAUGUUCUUCAGUCACAGUUGGUGGCUCCAAACCUAGAUAGAGCUGUCAGUGGGUGCUAGGUGGGAGGGUGUUGUCCCAGUGGCUGAAACAGAUCAGAUACAGUAUUUUUCUCUGCACAGCCUGUCACAGAGAGAGAUCUGCAUAGGAUUUUUUUGUGUUCCUGACUUGUCUUCCCAUUGGUUUGUUCCAACGCGUGCAUGCAUGCAUGCAUGCACGCACACACACACAUACAUCUCUUUCUCUCUCUCACUCGCUCUCAC
Electrophorus electricus (electric eel) is the source of this 4351-nucleotide messenger RNA. It is a transcript of the gene lrp8, whose product is annotated as low density lipoprotein receptor-related protein 8, apolipoprotein e receptor. Gene Ontology annotation, biological process: receptor-mediated endocytosis. Gene Ontology annotation, molecular function: calcium ion binding; hormone binding; protein binding. The record is from RefSeq and is a predicted model, not a curated record. Gene Ontology annotation, cellular component: apical plasma membrane; plasma membrane; signaling receptor complex. Lineage: Eukaryota; Metazoa; Chordata; Actinopteri; Gymnotiformes; Gymnotidae.